AUGAGGCUCAAGGUACUCUAUACAUUCGAUAAUGACAAUAAAACGAAUUGCUUGGCCCGAUGGCCCCAUCUCCUUGACAUACAAACCGCCGCCCUGGAUGAGAAAACUCAAAUUGGAGUGAUCGAGCUCAAAACCUGCAUUCAAGCCAUUGUUUCUGCUAGUCCGGAAUUGGUCGCCCAGCUGGGCCAGGAUUAUACCGUCUACGCUUAUGAUUAUUCCGAAUAUGAAACGCCACUCGUCGGACAGGGUAUGCUAUCGUGGGUUUUGGCGUCAUCGUCCCCAACUCCCAAUGCACCGGCACACCAGUCAAUGACAAUGGUAACGGGCCGUGUUUGCAAGAACGUGCUGGGCUUGUUUUCAAAGGGUGCUCAGGAAACGCUGGAGGUUAAACUGCGCUUGGUGCCUGUACCGACGGCAAUGCAAAGCGAGUACCUGCAGAGCAUGCAGAAAUACCGAGAACUAAGCAACGUUAUUCCGCACGAGUUCGAUGCCCAGACCUGGACGGACUUCAUACGGCAAAACCCUGACGUGAUGACGCCUACAUCCCAGGCCGCAGCCCAAGCACCAUCUCCGGCGGAUCAUUCUGCAAUUGAAAAAUUCCACCAGAUUCUCAGUGCAGGCUCCACACCCAGGGAAGCGGUGUCGAUGCCCACUAACCCUCCCUUCCGAUCCAUAUCGCCUGCACAGUCAAAUCUCAGCAUAGCAAGCAGAGUCCAGACCCCAGGGAGUCAGUUCCAGCCCCAACCCCAACAAGAACAGUUGCCAUCACGACCAUCACAUUUGGAACGGAGCCAGAGCGAUAUUAUCCGCCCUUCAUCUAGUGCUUCCAUGCGUGAUGCCGAUUUUAAUGCAUUUGCAAGGUCUGGUCGUAGGGAUUCGAUACAGUCCGGUUAUGGCAGCUGCGACGAAUCGGGUGAACAACAGCCACGGAAAAGAGCAAAAUUGUACCGAGCUGAAGCUCCUGGAAAGGCAGACCUAAAUAUCGAAAGGCAGCCAAGCUCUUUGAGAGUGGCUGCCAGCACAGCAGCUUCUGUUCGGAUCCAUCGCCCGACGCCAAUCAACCCUCUCAUUUCUGCAGCUCAGAAUUCAGGCGAAGAGCCGGUCCGGCCCCCUACUCCCAUUUCCGGCAUGAACAGUUUACCCCGCCGUGCACGCCCUCUUCCAAGCCUUCUUCGAGAAUCAUCAAUCCAGAGCAGCACUCAAUAUACCUCGCCGUAUCCCAUGAGCGAUGAUCAUCCAUCGGUAGAACCGACUGCAACAUCUCCAGAGGAGUCCCGGUACCAGGGCCUAUUUGAGCCAUCCUUCAGUAUGCCGUCUUCUCCACCGGUUUUGGAUUACGGGUUUCCCACUAGGUCUAGCCCAGUUCUUCCGCCCAUGGCCGCUGAUCUGGAUUCUGGUUUCAUGAGCGGUGGUAUUGAUGAACUAUUGGAUGAUGAGCUCGGCCCUCCACUUGACGGCAGUGCAAGGCCAGCAUCGAAAAACACGACUCGAUCAAAGCGAACUGUUCGCUCGGCCGCUCAAGCCAGCUCCCCUGCCAAUGCCAUUGAAAUACCCGAUACCCAACCCACGAAUGUUUCUGCCAGCGAGGGGGUUCCAGACCGGCAGUCUCAGCUACAGAACCAAGCUGAGAUUCUUCCUGUAAGUGGGGUGCACGCUGAGCAACAGAAACAACAGCAGCAGGCCACGGAAGUUACGGCUGCGCCUCCUCGCACUUCUCAAAUAGCCUCACGGCCCUCUUCACGACCUUCUUCGCGCGCUAGCGUGCGACAAACACACAAGCCACUAGCUCCGGCUCCCAUCUCCCAGAGUGAACUGGAGCAACUUCUUAGCGCAAUUCCCGCCAGCGACCCAAUCGCUGGACAAUGGCCAGCACCCUCCAGCGAUAUUGGCACCGCUGAGACUCCAGGUCCGCAACUCACGAGCGAAGAUGGCAAGCUUCGCAGCGGGGCAGGAGCCAGACGGAUGAAGCAGGUUAAGCAAGUUCAGGCACGUCUCGAGAAGUGUAUCCGGGACGGACAAGUUCCGCCAUACUGUGAGAACUGUGGCGCCAUCGAGACACCUACUUGGCGUAGAGCGCACUCCAAGGAAAUCAAGGGCAGCGAAGAUGAAGCAAAUGAACUUGCCAAGGACCCACUGGUGUUUUUCUGGCGAACAGUCGAUAAAGAUGAACAGGAAAAAGUCACCAAGUUCAAGAUCUACAAGAAAAGCCUGGUGGACGCAGACAAGGAUUUUGCUCAAGUCUUGCUCUGCAACCCUUGUGGUCUUUGGCUUCAUAAGUUUAGGUUUAUGCGCCCUGAACACAAAUGGAACAAAACUAGUUAUAACAAGAAGAAGCGCCCCCCGAGAAACCGGAGGGGAGGUGGCCCACUCUCGACCGACAACCGCAACCGAAGUGAGUCGUCCAAACCGGACGCAUCAUCACCUGGAAUUUCAGACGCAUCGUCACCAGCAGCUGACGAUGACGCCACCCCCUAUCCCGACAACGACGCCAACAAGACCGGCGAAGACGAUCAGGACAAGAAUGAUGACGCUCAAGAGCGACCAGCAAAGCGCCGUCGCGCAAAUAGCGCGGAGCCCCGGAAGUCAUCUGAUAUGGCAGGAAGCCGCUGGCAAGAGAAAGAUGCAGCAGAAGCGCUUCAACGGGCUAUUCAAUCUAGCCCGGCUAGAAAUCUUGCAGUUCGCAAUGCUUCAGCCCCGGGUGAGAACAACCUUACACCCAAGUCAGUGAGGAGAGUCUUGUUUCCUAAUUCACAGAACGAGGGGGGUCCUUUGAAAGCAUUAGGCCAGUCAGUAUUAAACAGCCCUAAGCGAAGCUCGCGAAUCUCCAACUCCCAGGAAUCAAAUAAAGAAUCCGGCGAGAAAGAAAACCAGGCUGCAACUGGUCUGGACCGGCUUUUCGAGAGUCCCUCGUUCGAACUGGACAUGUGUGUCAGCCCUACCCCCAAGCGUCGAAACCAACGCCUGAAUGUUGGGGACAAGCGGCACUCGCUUCCGUCUAUCUCACCGGCUGCCAAGUCUCGAAGAGACGGGGCUCCGGAUACCACCCCAACUCGCCACUCUACACGUCGGCUCCAACGUGUUCAGAGCAGCCCGGGAUCUGCGUCUCGCCAGAGUCGAACACCUGGGCGCUCUCGUUCCAAUUUCCCCGACCUUCCCGAUUUGUCUGAUGAUAUCUUUGGGACAGCGGCCUUCCAAGGAAUGGACGACAUGAUUGUUGAUAUUUUCUCGGAUGAUGCUGCCCUCCACACAGACUCAUUAUUUGGGCUUGACUCUAGGAACUCGACGCAUAACAACUGGAAUGAUUGGCUCCCGUCAGACUGCAAUUCCCCAUCCAGAUCAGAUGGAAAUCAGAAUAACGAAAAUUCGACGGACAUUAUAAAUGCGCUCCUGUCCGAUCCCGAUCUUCAGAAGGGCAUGUUUGAAUAUUCCGAGCCAGGCGGCGUUGACUCGGGUUUCUUUAGCUCCGAUGCUCUUCAGGCUGAAAGGAUGAUCGUUGACGACAAAAAUGAUACGCCGGCAAACCAAACCUCCCCCAAUUCGGAACAAGUUUAG
Messenger RNA from Aspergillus versicolor CBS 583.65, 3552 nucleotides. Its product is annotated as putative GATA transcription factor (Ams2). Gene Ontology annotation, molecular function: zinc ion binding; sequence-specific DNA binding. The record is from RefSeq and is a predicted model, not a curated record. Lineage: Eukaryota; Fungi; Ascomycota; Eurotiomycetes; Eurotiales; Aspergillaceae. The coding region runs from base 1 to 3552 and encodes 1183 amino acids. Gene Ontology annotation, biological process: rDNA heterochromatin formation; silent mating-type cassette heterochromatin formation; regulation of transcription by RNA polymerase II. The transcript is spliced from 4 exons.